Messenger RNA from Adelges cooleyi (spruce gall adelgid), 5495 nucleotides. RefSeq lists its product as uncharacterized. The transcript has 3 exons. Lineage: Eukaryota; Metazoa; Arthropoda; Insecta; Hemiptera; Adelgidae. The coding region runs from base 338 to 2905 and encodes 855 amino acids. The record is from RefSeq and is a predicted model, not a curated record.
UCACUCCCGUCGAAAACGUUUGCACAUUCACGUUCGCGUAAAGCUGCACAGUAAACGAACGCGCGCGUUACGUACGUUUUUUUUUGUAAUAAUUCGAUUUCGCAUAGUGCAUAUUGCGAUUCCGCAUCGUUAUUGUCAGAAUCGACCGUCCGUUAAUAUUAUGACCGUUUGCGGCGGUCCGAUUGGUGUCCGGAACGUGUACGGAUGAACGAGUUCGGGUAUAGCUAGCUGGUGAUCGUCAAGACCGCGAGGAUGUGUUGGCGAAAAAGGUGUGCGCGCCGGUAGCUGUUAACAUCGUGCCGCCAAAAACGCGGAUCGCGACGACGCGGCCUCGACGAUGAAACAGAAAAAGAAGAAAGACGCCGCCGAACAGGCACAGAGCGGCGCGGACGACGGACACCAAUGUAACGGCGGCGGCGGCGGCGGUGGCAGUGGGCCCAGGCCGAUAAAGUCGGCGCUAAAACGGACCGGUACGGGCCGCAAGUCGUCCGGCUCGAAGAGCAAGCGGCACGUGCAGUUCAACGAGAACAUGAACACGUUUUUCGAAUCGGACUACGUGAUCGUCAUUAGGGACGACGACUGCGACUUCGACGAGGAGGACUUCGACUUCUGGUCGCAGCACCCGUGCAGUUGUGGCGACGAUGCUUGCUUUCAACCGUGGCUGGACGACGAAGAGGCCCGCGGGCGGCCACGGUUCGACCCGUACGAGGAACAGCCCGCCACGCUCAGCCCGCCGGACGGCUACAAAGACGGUUGUCCCAGGCACAUGCCCUCGUCGUACGACCGCCACGAUGAUGAGUUGACCGCGGCGUACAAUUCAGACGUGACAGACCGUUGCUGCGACGAGCAUCCCGACAUGUCGCCCUACUAUUCAGUCGGCUGUCCCGCGUCUUACAUGGGCGAGACCAACAAACCUCAUACAGAAAGCACACCGCCACCUCGGCCUAAAGAUGAACAACCGCAGCUCAAGGCGACGUCUUCAGCGUCAGGUGCUGUUCAACCGAAACCAAACACAGUCUGUGAUACAAACACGAGUACGGCUCAACCCAGAUGUAUAGUAGAAACGAUUACCAUGACCACGGUAACGGAAAGACAAAUCGUGCAGGCGACCAAAAGGCCUGGGCAAGACGGUGCUUCGGAAGACGCUACGGCGGCUAAGCCAACGACGGCGGCGGCAACGGUUGUGGAGGACGCGUCAAAAACCGCAGGACCGGGUGCGUCGUCGGUACCGGCGGACGAAGGGUACGUGAUAAUUAGGCUAGGCAAUAACACGAUGGUGUACAAUAACCGGAAUCCUAAUUCGGCUGUUCGUCAACUAUUCCCGAGCACAAAGUUCGUCUGUCCGCCGACGCGCAUCAAAGAGACCGACGACGCCCGACUGUUGAACAAGUACCUGAUUACGGAGGAUUCGUUGCGGGCUUUCGACAGCCGUACGUUGAACGGGUACAAAGAGCCUCAAAGCGACGACGACGACGACACCGGCACUUCCAGCAAUCUGAUCCGCCGAACCAUUGAGCGGAGCACGUUGCGCCGGAACACGUCGGUCAAGAAAAAUAAUUUCGGCGACGCCAAGGAGAUAUCGCUGAUCGAGAAGAUCCGGAGACUGACGUGUGACAGCGACGAGGAUCAGGAAGACCCCGCGAAGAAGGCGGACAAACGGCCAGACCCGCCGUAUGCCGUAUUGCUGCAUUGUGAAUCUUCGGCAACGGCGACGUCUGGCCCGGCGUAUAAAAAACCACCCGACUCGGUUGGCAAUAGCGGCGGUAAUCGGUACGACCAUGGUACGCCGGAUCAACAGCAACCUUCGAACAAGCCGAAUUUGUUGGACCUAUGCGACGGACACUCGACUGUGACCUCUACCGGCAAAAAGCCACCGCCACCUCCGGUUCGGUCCAACUCGUCCGGUAAACCUUUUUUGACCACGCUGGCCACGGCGUGCGUGUCCGGCAACGUACAUCCCUCCCCGCCGAUCAUGCAAGAGUCGCCGCCGCCGCAACAGCCACAGCAGUGUCCCCCGCAACCGGAUGUGGUGGCCGGUACUCAACAACAGCCGUCGGCUUCUGGCCAGAGACAAGAAGAACUCGCCGCUUUUGUUCAACAAGACAGCGGCCGACUAGACAAAAUCCGUAAGAGAUACUUGCCGACUGGUGGGUCGAACGCCUCCAACGCCGCCGAAGACGAAGACGACGAGAACGACGAUUACGGGUUCAACAGGAGACCAGAAGUGCACGGCAUCCGGUCGGGAUUUUCAGCUCAGAUAUUGAUAAAAAAUCAACCGCCACAACAGCGACCGGCCAACAGGCCUUACUACCCGACUGUUGACGGCCAACCCGAUUUCGUACCUCAAAGAUAUCCGCCACCGCAGCCGACGGCCGUGGUGAAGGCGCGUAUCCAGAGUGAGCGUCCGCCGCCACCGUCGUAUCCUGCUGCGACGGCCGCCGCUCAGCGGUCCAUCAUCAGAGUGACUCAUGGCCAACAACAGACCAUCAGAGUGCCGUACCAAGCCGUCGGUCCCGUACAAGUCCAUCUGUUGACUACGGCUGCCGCGGCGGCAGCGGCCGCUGGCCAUCCCGUGGUCCGGCACCCAAACGAGUACAUCGUCCACCAGCACGGCCAUGCACGCAUCCACCACGGUCAACAGUUUGUCAUAGCUCGCGGCACCCAGACAGCGGCCAUAUCCACUACACGGUUCUACCAAUUGCCUCCGCCGCCGCCGUCGACCAUGCAACCAACAUCUGCCAUCGAAAGCCAACAUCAACAACAGUUGUUUAAACAGACGUCGCCCACGCGGAGUAGGCAAGUACCACAAGAAUUUAGCGACCACGACAAUAUAUCUUCUGUCGCCCAAACGCCACCACCACCUCCACCAAAGAACCCAGUCAUGUUUUACGGUAUGAAUGUUUAAGCUGCCGUUUAAGUGAUGUUGUCCAAGACAAAUAGUAAGAUGUGUUAAUUAACAAACCAGUAAUUUUGAUAAGCGUAUCAACGAGAAUGGGCAAUUAUAGUACAGUUUUCUUUUAACCAAAUACAAAAUACUUUUAAUUCUAAUGAUAAAUAAAGCUAUAAUUUAUACUUAUUAAUAAUAAUCGUCUCUACAAAUAUCAGUUGUAUAAAGUAAAUAAUACUUUGUAGUUGAAUUAAAUUAGGCGUAACAAAUCGAAAGCUUCGGAUUACGCUAAACAUAUAGAUUUUUCUAAAAUAAUUUUGAAUGUAUGUAUUAAUCCGGUAAAAACGUACAUGCUGCUUUAAAAGGAUCUUUUUUUAAGUAAUAUAAUUUUGAUAUUUUAAGACUUUAAUACUAAAAAAUAUGAUAGUUAAGUUUUCGGGUUACCAAAUAAUAAUUUGACGAUAAAAAAAAAUAAGUUCUAGAUAGCGAUAAGAAAAAAUUUGAUUUUAUGUCCAACAGUUCUGAAGUAUUGUAUUAGGAAUACAUUUUGUGUAAACAAAUCGUGAAAAAUGUUACUAAUUACUUAUAAAUAUAUUGUAAAAAAAAAAUUUGUUUUGCUAAUAUUACAAAAAAUACUAAUUAUUAAUAUUUUUUUUAUUUUAAAAAUGUCGUAAAAAAUAUAAGCCAAAAAACAUGUUUUUUUUAAAAAAAAAAAACGUUAAAUCCUUGUAUUGCAAGCAUUCAAAAAUCAAUUGCGCGCAAGGGUUUAGGAAAAUUAAUUAAGUUAUACGUAAUCCGAAGCAUGAACCUUAUUUGAAUCCAUUAAUGUAACAGUAUAUUAUUAAACAUGGAUAGUAUCCAAAUAAAUAUAAUUUCAGUUAUAAUAUAACACCGUAAAACUUAAUACAUUAUAAAUAGGUAAUAACAAAUUGAUGAAAAAGUAUUUUGUAUCCUAAAAUAUAAAGUAUUGACACACAAAAUACAAAUUACUGAAAAGUAUUUAAACUACUAUGUCCAUUUCUGAUUUCGCUAAGCCGAGAAAAUUUUUUUUUUUUUACUAUUUUACUAUUAUUAUUAUUACUAUUAAUAAGAAUUGGUGCAUUCAGACAAUUUAAUCGCAUAUGUCUCUUUCACUAGAAUGACUAUGAUAAUCCAUUUUUUUCUUCUAUUUAUUGACGAUAUCAGACACCCAAAGUACAACCGACACUACAAUAUUAAUUCAUAAUUGAUUUAUGGAUAACAAUAUGUGGCUGUUUUUUUUUCACCCCAUCGCUCUUCCUUUAUAGUUGUGUUAAGCUUUCGUCUCUAUUUUUGCUUGUUAUUCUAUACGCAGAAAAUUUAAAAACUUUUAUUUUAUCAUUUUUUUGGUUGUAUUCAAUCGUUUAUAGGAAAUUAUUAAAUUCCUAUGUCGUCACGUCUCUAAGAAAAACAAUGUUUAGCUUAGGUUUCAACCUAGUAUUUUUUUUUUUAAUUGAGAUAUUUUAAUCGAAAAAUUAGUUAUGACCAUAAAUGGUUCCAAAUCUAAGAACUUUUGAUUAAAUAUAUUUUGUCUUCAAUACCAGUAAUGAUCUCCUUUUUUGUCAGAUAAACAAGAAUUAUUUCAAAAUUGAGAUUUUCGACGUCUGAAAGACAAGCCAAAUAAUAUUGUUCAUUUUCGUUUAUACUUCUUAAAGAAAAAACAAAUUAUAUUUUAUAAACUUAAAUACUUACAGACUGUGAAGAAAAUUAAGGGUUGUGAAAAUGUAUUUAUUAUACGCCUGUAGAUCCUUAUAACUUACUUGUAAUCAUAUCGAAUAUACGAUUAAUGGUUUACCAAAUUUAAAACAAGUUCAACGUCUAGAUAGCUAAAAAGGCACUUAUUUUUAUUUUAUUAGAGUUGUUGUUAUAUUAUUAUUGUACAUACCUACGGUUAAACGUUUAUGUGAAACGGCCAGUUUUUGUAGUUUUCCGUUUUAAAUUAUAAUGUUUAAAAUUUAAGAUUAUAUAAUUAUAAAAUGGUUAUGAUGUAUGUAGAUUCACGAAGAUAAAAUUUUAUUUAAAAACAUGUAGUCCUCUUCUGACGAGUGUCAUCUGUACCAGUGAUAGUUUAGGGUCAAACUCGUUAGAAGGAAUACUAUUGUUUUUUUCUAAUAAUUAUUUUCUUUUUUUGCUUAUAAUAUAAAAUAAAGGGUUGACUUUAUCGGAUCAUCCAAAUUUUUACUGUUUUGUCGGACGUAUGGUUGUUAUUAAACAUAUAUACUAAAGACAUAAAUACAUAAACACAAAACUAACACACAUGUAUAUAGAUCAAAAGAUACGUAGAUAAGAAAGUUAAAUUAUUUAGUAGAAAUUAUUUUUACCGUGAUUUUGUAGAUAAAAUUAUUCAUUAACUGUUUAGAAUUUAUGAAAAUAUUGUUAUUAUUGCACCUCACAAAGAGGGCUACUGUUAUAAAAAAAAUGGGUUUUGAAUAAAAAUUGAUUUGGUUACUCCAUCCCAAAUUCCAGAAUCAAUUAAGAUACCAUAGAAUAAUCAUUUUAAUUAUUAAGAUAUUAAGUAAUAGAAAUCAAAUUAUAUUUAUUAUAAUUUAUGGUUUUAAAAUGAUUUGGUUUUAUCAAAUAUAAAUUCCUG